Molecule: messenger RNA, 1609 nt
Organism: Syngnathoides biaculeatus (alligator pipefish)
Lineage: Eukaryota; Metazoa; Chordata; Actinopteri; Syngnathiformes; Syngnathidae
Gene: synprb
Product: synaptoporin b
Exons: 7
Coding region: 298-1281 (327 amino acids)
Cellular component (GO): synaptic vesicle membrane; synaptic vesicle
Source: RefSeq, a predicted model, not a curated record
CCCUCCUAAUGGCCGACACGUUCAUGGAAAAUGGAGCGCCGCUCCGCAUUUCUGGCCAUUGUACUCACAGAGCGAAGUGAAACCGACAAAUUGAGUUUACCGACGUACCGUUUCCCAAAAACGACAGCGCAGCAUUUAUGGGAAAUGUAUGUGUGACUCCUCCUUUUGGAAGUUAGUGCGCCUCAUGUGAGCCCUCCCCUCUGCUGGAAACUCUUCUCUUAUUGUCCACAUCUCAGCCUUAUGACAAACGCUGCAGACACCAAGUGGACUUUGGCCACACAUCACUUGGAUUUUUAAAUGUGUAUGGUUAUAUUUGCCCCGUGUUUUGAAGAUGUUAGAAGCGAGCUCUGUGACGGCACAGCUGUAGAAACGUUUGAUGCAAAAAAUGAAUUAGCCUGCACUGCUGCGGCCACCCUCCAGUGCACAAUUUUUGCCAUUUGUGCGUUUGCAACAUGCGGAGGCUACUAUGGGCACCUCCGGGUUAAAGUGGACUGCGCAGACAGCAGACUGAGUAACAGGAGCAUCAACAUUGAUUUUGGCUAUCCAUUCAGAUUACAACAAGUGCAUUUCAAGGCUCCACUAUGUGAGACAAAGAGGGAGGAGAUUCUCUUCCUCGAUGGUGACUUUUCCUCAGCUGCUCAGUUUUUUGUCACCGUGGGCGUGAUCACGUUCCUCUAUUCUCUCCUGGCAACAGUGGUCUACAUCUUCUACCAGAACAAAUACUUGAAGAACAACCGAGGCCCGCUUGUGGACUUUGUGGUGACAGUGAUCUUCUCCGUCAUGUGGCUCAUCAGCAGUUGUUGUUGGGCUAAAGCUCUUUCUGAUAUCAAGACGGCUACAAGGCCUACCAAAGUGCUGCUGCUCAUCCCUGCCUGCUCGCUUCAGGAGAACAAAUGCACAGCUGCCCAGGGUCCUCACUGGUCUCGUCUCAACAUGUCGGUGGUUUUUGGUUUUGUCAACGUCAUCCUUUGGGCUGGAAACAUUUGGUUUGUCUUCAAAGAGACAGGCUGGUACAAGAUGGGUCAGAGGUAUCCCACCAGGAGCUCUUCUGGGAAACGAGAAAUGCGUCAGCGGCUCUACAGCGAGAGCAGCUUCGACCUUCCAGGGGAAAAUAUGGGUCCUCAGCUGUCCCGAUCGAAGAGUUUCAACCAGACAAAAGGGGAUUUGGGGAUGCAGGUGCCGUGCCAAGGUAGCUUCAACCAAUCAAAAGUCAGCUAUGGCAUUCCACAAACCAAUCUUGGCAAGCCAGUCAUUUAUGACACUAAAGAAGGGACCCUGUGAUCAUUGUCAAAGAGAAGUAAUUUUGCCUCAUGUUUAUUUUAUUGAAUACAUGUGACAAUUGUACUACAGUAAAAGUGUGUUCCAUACCUCUAAAACCUUUGGUGUCAUCUUUGCUGACCACAUCAAUUAAAUCUCAACAACCCUCCAAACAAAGAGAGGUUUGAAAAAGUAGAAAAUGUACCUGUAUGUCGUGGUACUAGGGUUGGCCGUAUAGUUGAGUGUUUGUUCACUACUUCUCUGAAGUUAUAUGUUUGGGAUUAAAAUGUGGUAUCUAUUGCUACGAAUGGAUGUAUAACAAAGAUUUAAGAAUAAAUAAUAGAACAACUGG